Hirsutella rhossiliensis is the source of this 558-nucleotide messenger RNA. Its product is annotated as short chain dehydrogenase domain-containing protein. Bases 1 to 558 code for a protein of 185 amino acids. Gene Ontology annotation, cellular component: intracellular anatomical structure. NCBI's taxonomy places the organism in Eukaryota, Fungi, Ascomycota, Sordariomycetes, Hypocreales, Ophiocordycipitaceae. Gene Ontology annotation, molecular function: oxidoreductase activity, acting on NAD(P)H, oxygen as acceptor. The transcript has 2 exons. The record is from RefSeq and is a predicted model, not a curated record.
AUGGUGAGGUGCUAUGCGGCUAGAGCUAAUCGACCCUACUCCCAGACCCUCGAGACCAACCUUUUCGGAGUAAUCCACGGCAUCAACACAUUCCUUCCUGUGGUGCAGGAAGCUGCCAAGUCAAAACAAACGGCCGUUGUAAUCACUGGCAGCAAACAGGGAAUCACCAACCCGCCGGGUAACGCUGCCUACAAUGCAUCAAAGGCGGCGGUGAAGAGCCUUGCCGAGCAUCUCAGCUGGGAUCUGAGGCACGACAAGACUACAGUUCAUCUUCUCGUCCCUGGCUGGACUCACACCGGCCUUACGGGAGGCGGCCAAGGCAGAGAGAAGCCAGCUGGCGCCUGGGCACCCGAGCAGGUAGCUGAGCAUCUUCAUCGAAAGAUGGGAGAGGACAGAUUUUACGUAAUUUGUCCCGACAAUGAUGUGUCGGAGGAGACGGACAAGAAGAGGAUGCUCUGGUCCGUGGGUGACACUGUCAAAGGACGACCUCCGCUCUCCAGAUGGCGAGACGAGUGGAAGAAGGAAGCUGAAGAGACGAUGGCGAGCACUCAAGUGUGA